Molecule: messenger RNA, 970 nt
Organism: Salvia miltiorrhiza (redroot sage)
Lineage: Eukaryota; Viridiplantae; Streptophyta; Magnoliopsida; Lamiales; Lamiaceae
Product: chaperone protein dnaJ 20, chloroplastic-like
Exons: 2
Coding region: 210-776 (188 amino acids)
Cellular component (GO): chloroplast
Source: RefSeq, a predicted model, not a curated record
AAUUUAUUUUCCAAAUAUGCAGCCGCCGGAUAAAGAUAGGAAUAUACAAGCAACAGCCUUGCCUCGAUUGAGAGUCACACACGACAAGAUACGAUCAUACGUAUCUCUCUCUCUUAGUGGACUGGAUGCACAGCGCAUAUGUAAUACCUAAAUGAGACUAUAAAACCACUGCACACAUCAUCUCAAAUUCCAUCUAAUAAUUCUUGGAAAUGAGCAGCACUGCCUUAGCUCACUCGCUCCCCACAAGCGGCGACGCCCUCCGCUUCUCCUUCCCCCGCUCCACCCGACCGCCCCACUCCGUCUCCUUCCGCCCCCGCCCCGCCCCUCUCCACCUCCGAUCCGCGCUCAACGCCACAGUUUCCGACACGCCCGCCGCCCUCAGCUUCUACGAGCUGCUCGGCAUACCGGAGACGGGCUCCUUGCUGGAGAUCAAGCAAGCGUACAAGCAGUUAGCAAGGAAGUACCACCCCGACGUCUCGCCGCCUGGUCUGGCCCAGGAGUACACCCAGCGCUUUAUUCAGGUUCAGGAGGCCUACGAGACGCUGUCGGAUCCUAGCCGCCGGGCCCUCUACGACCACCACGUCGCCUCGGGGCUCCACCUCGCCUUCGCCGCCCGCCGCCACAGCAGAUUCGAUGAGGAAAUGGAGGAUAGAGGCGAGUGGAAGAACCGGUGGCAGUCUCAGCUGUCGGAGCUCAAGAGGAGAAGCGUGCAGAAGGAGUGUGCCGAUGACAUGUCAUGGGGUGCAAGGAUGCGUAGAGAGAGGAACGGAACAUGAUCAACUUGCUAAUUCCUAUAGCCUUCUUCUACCUUUCUCUUCUUCUUUUUUGCUGGUUUAGAAAGGGGCGUCUGGCUACGUCGUAGUUUUGACUUGAAUCCGAAAGCACGCUGUAGUUAUAUCUGAAUAUAUAUGUACAUAGUCUAUUCAUCUCUUCGCCCUUGCCUUGCAAUAUGAUUUCUUUUAUCGGACAA